AACAAUGGGGGCUUCUCAGCUUCUAGAACUCCUACCCCAACAAUGGCAGCUUGUGCUAGUCAUUCUCCCACUCGUCUCCCUCCUCCUCCUGCACAGGAGCCGGAACAGUUCCAGCGGCACUAGGCUGCCACCAGGGCCCUGGAAGCUGCCCAUCGUCGGCAACCUGCAUCAGAUCGGCCCGCUGCCCCACCGGAGCCUGCUGACGCUCGCAAGGCGGCACGGGCCGGUGAUGAUGAUGCGGCUGGGCACGGUUCCGACGGUGGUGCUGUCCUCACCGGAGGCCGCACGCGAGGCUCUCAAGACUCACGACGCAGACUGCUGCGGCCGGUCCCCCUCGGCCGGGCCGCGGCUGCUGUCCUACGGCUACAAGGACGUCAUCUUCUCCCCCUAUGGCGACUACGUCCGCGAGAUGCGCAAGCUCUUCAUCCUCGAGCUGCUCAGCCGCCGCCACGUGCAGGCUGCUUGUUAUGCUCGCGAUGCCCAGGCGGAAAAGCUGGUGAAGAACCUCACCAGUAUUGGGCCAAAACCGGUGCCGGUUGCGGACCACAUCUCCGCCACGGUGGACGGGAUUUUUGGCUCAUUUGCUUUUGGGGGAAACCACGCGGCAGAGCAGUUCAAGGGACAGUUGGUCCCCAUGAUGAACGAGGGCGUGGACAUGCUGAGUAGCUUCUCUGCCGAGGACUUCUUCGCCAACGCUGCUGGCAGCCUCUUUGACCAUGUUACGGGCAUCAAGGCCCGCCGACAGAGGAUCUUUAAGAAGCUCGAUGGAUUCUUUGAACAGGUCAUCGAGCAUUACGCGAAUGAAGACCCCACCAGGAAAAAACUUGACGACAAUUGCAGAUCAGCACUCGUGGAAGAGCUUAUCGACCUCUGGAAGAAGCGCAAUAAGAUCACUAAGGACCAUGUCAAGGCUAUCCUCAUGGACACUUUCGUCGCUGGCAAUGAUACUAGUGCAAUAACAAUAAACUGGGCAAUGGCGGAGCUAAUUCGGCACCCAAGGGUGCUCAAGAAGGUACAAGAAGAAAUCAGAACUGCGGUAGGGAGGAAAGAGAGAGUGCAAAGCGAAGACAUGUCCAAGCUAACCUACUUAAGAAUGGUUGUCAAGGAGACCCUACGGCUACGUAUCCCGGCGGCUUUGCUGGUUCCAAGGGAGACCUUACGGAAGAUUCAGAUUGCAGGAUACGACAUCCCAGCCAAGACAAGGGUUAUUGUAAAUGCAUGGGCUAUUGCCAGGGAUCCCAAUGUCUGGAAGGAUCCGGAGGAGUUUUACCCUGAACGUUUUGAGGACACGGAUAUAGACUUCAAUGGGGCACAUUUCGAGCUAUUGCCGUUUGGCUCGGGACGGCGCAUCUGCCCAGGAAUGGACAUGGGUGUGGCCAACGUGGAAUUCAUCCUGGCCAACAUAUUGUACUGCUUCAACUGGGAGCUUCCACCUGGAAUGAAUAUUGAGGAUCUAAGCAUGGAGGAGGAAGGGGCUCUGACCAUUCGAAAGAAGACUCCACUCAUGUUGGUGCUGACAAGGUACACUGCAUAUCAGUGAUCAAACCAAAUGGUUGGAAAUAUGACCGGUCACUUCUUCAUGUUUUGUUGUAUGUGUCAUUUGUUUACAAUAAGUAAGUUUGUCCGUC
Triticum aestivum (bread wheat) is the source of this 1628-nucleotide messenger RNA. RefSeq names its product 4-hydroxyphenylacetaldehyde oxime monooxygenase. Bases 5 to 1540 code for a protein of 511 amino acids. The record is from RefSeq and is a predicted model, not a curated record. Gene Ontology annotation, molecular function: heme binding; iron ion binding; oxidoreductase activity, acting on paired donors, with incorporation or reduction of molecular oxygen. Lineage: Eukaryota; Viridiplantae; Streptophyta; Magnoliopsida; Poales; Poaceae. The transcript is spliced from 3 exons.